This is a messenger RNA of Papaver somniferum (opium poppy), 1660 nucleotides long. RefSeq names its product probable inactive shikimate kinase like 2, chloroplastic. The record is from RefSeq and is a predicted model, not a curated record. The coding region runs from base 1 to 1332 and encodes 443 amino acids. Lineage: Eukaryota; Viridiplantae; Streptophyta; Magnoliopsida; Ranunculales; Papaveraceae. The transcript is spliced from 9 exons.
AUGGAGGAAGUGAAUAAGGCAUCUGGCAGUAAAGGGUGCUAUUCUCAUUGGUUGACAUGCUGGUGGCCAAAGGACGAUAUUUCUGAUAAACCCAUCGACGAUUACUUGAGGGCGCCAAACCCUUUUCCUCAUUUCCUGCACUUCUGCUAUCCUAUCUUUCUCGUUCUUGUUCACAGAGAAAAAUGUCGACUGCUCACUCUGUUUCCUCGACUCUCUACUUCAUCACCACACAAAACCCUCUCAAAACCCAAGAAUUUGCAUUUCAGACAAAGAGUGUUCUUUACAACAAAUUCCAUCCUAAUUUUUGUUCGAGUAAGAAAUCAACGUCGUCCACUAAAUCUCAAUUUCUUAACAAACUUCAAAGCAUCUCCUGCAAAAGUCUGUCAACAGCCUCACACUAAAAAUUGUGUGUUUUCCGAUGGUGGUGCUGAGGUAGAAUUGAGGCUACAACUCGGUGAAAAGGAAGAAAUUCCAAAUUCUAAAGAUAUUUUUGUGGAUGCAAAUGAAGAUUCAAUUACAAUUAGAGUGAAAUCUUUUGGGUCUAUUAUCACCCUAAUUGAAACUACUAAUUUGUAUGGAAAGAUAAAGCCUGCGGAAACUAUAUGGUAUAUCGACGAGGACCAACUAGUUGUUAACUUGAAAAAGUAUGACCCAGACAUGAAAUGGCCUGAUUUCAUGGAAUCGUGGGAUUCGCUUACAGAAGGAAUUGUACCAAUGCUGAAGGGAACUUCAAUCUACUUAGUUGGGGAAUCUGCCGAAAUCAAUCAGAAAGUUGCUAAAGAACUUGCUUCUGGUAUUGGGUAUACGCCACUAAGUACGAGGGACUUGCUGGAAUCUUUUGCUAAGCAGACUAUUGAAUCAUGGGUGAUGUCAGAGGGCAUGGAGUCUGUAGUAGAAGCAGAAAGUUCUGUUCUGGAAAGUCUCAGCAGUCAUGUUCGAGCUGUUGUCGCAACAUUAGGAGGACAAUGUGGAGCUGCAAGGGGAACGGAUAAGUGGAGACAUCUUUAUUCAGGAUUCACCAUAUGGUUGUCUCAAUCUGAAGCAGCUGAUGAAGAUUCAGCCAAGAAAGAGGUUCAGAGGGAUAUCAAAGACGGGAGCACGGACUAUGCAAACGCAGAAGUGGUAGUCAAGAUUGCAGUGUGGGAACCUAACCAUGCUCAAGCUGUAGCUCAGGCUUGUCUGAGUGCCCUAAAAAGGUUAAUCCUAUCAGACAAGAAGCUUUCAGGAAAGAAGAGUCUCUACAUCAAGUUGGGAUGCCGCGGUGAUUGGCCAAACAUCAAGCCUCCUGGAUGGGACCCAUCAGCCAAAUCAGGUGAACCUACUAUCAUGUAGAGCACCGGAGUACUGAACAGCACAGCAGCAGUUUCACAUGUAGAGCACCGGAUUACUGAACAGCAGCAGUACCAGCACCAAUUUCUCAAGCAUUUUCUCCUCAGAUUUUGUGCUGCUUCUGGCUUAUCCCAGUUCGCUUAUCUGGCUUAUGGCUUAUACCAGUUUCACUAUAGUCACAUUUUUGGCGUUUAUGUAGUCACAUUUUUGUUGCCAUUAGAUACACUUCUCUUGGCGCUCACCUUGCAGUUUGGGCGUUUAGGCUUCUCUUCAGCUCUCAUUUCCUCUACCUUCCAUGCAUUGUCAGUAUGUCAGAUUAAUCUCACCCUGG